GGAAGGCGGAACAGGAAUGUCGUGCUGAAUGUCAACCUGCUUUGAAAGCCAGGAGAGUUUCGGCCCAGCGGUGUUGUCGGUCGUCUUGUUUUGAUUUUUUUCCUGCGUGAGAAGGGUCCCUCCGUAACCUCCCCCCGACCGAGACCAUGGCUGGUGUUUUGGCUCGCAAAGCGGUUGAUCACCUACGGAGCAAGGAGUUCAGGGAUUACUUGACGAGCACGCACUUCUGGGGACCUGUGGCUAACUGGGGGCUUCCCAUUGCUGCCAUCACUGACAUGAAGAAAAGCCCAGAGAUUAUCAGUGGCAGGAUGACCUUCGCUCUUUGCUGUUACUCCCUCCUGUUCAUGAGAUUUGCCUACAAAGUGCAGCCCAGGAAUUGGUUACUGUUUGCCUGCCACAUCACAAAUGAGACUGCUCAGCUCAUUCAGGCCGGGAGACUAAUUAAAUACAAAAUGGAGAAGAAACAGGCCAGUUAGUGACAUGGGGCCUUGAGACUUCUUCAGAAUGACCUGCAAUUUAAAUAACAGAACAAGCCAAUUUGAUUUUUAAUCUCGCAUGGAGCACCUCACAUGAACUGAGAAAUUGACUGUUACAUCUUUCAAGGUUUUGAAGGAUAGGCAUACAGUAUAUCACGCAAUGUAAUUUAUGAUUCUCACUUGUUGACAUGAGUUUUUGUUCAAUGGUUCCAUUUCAAGUACGUUUGUAUAAUCAUAUGAUUUGUGAAUUAGUUUUUCCAAGUAGUUUUUUUUUUCCAUUUGCAGAGUAAAUGACAAGGCUUUUAAAUAUGUUUCAAACAUUGACACUGGAAGUUUUUAACCUUCAUGCUGAUGGACUAAUUACUAUUUGCCAUUAAGGUCAGUUUAAUUUAUGCUGUAUGUUAAGUCAAGGCCAAUCUUGGAAAUUUCUAGGUUUAUUCUUGAAUAAAGUUAAUUUAAAAAUAUAAAACA
Messenger RNA from Lepisosteus oculatus (spotted gar), 947 nucleotides. Lineage: Eukaryota; Metazoa; Chordata; Actinopteri; Semionotiformes; Lepisosteidae. The record is from RefSeq and is a predicted model, not a curated record.